UUGAAUAAUGUUAUUUGUCUAUACAACACACAAAUAAAAACAGAAAAAACUACAAAUUACAGGCGACUAGAUAUUCCACUUAUACUCUACAAGAGGAAAAUGAAAUUCUGUUGUGCCAAAUUAUACUGUGCAAGGGUAAACCUGAGAGAGCAUACUCUAUACAAUGUAUUUUUAUUUCUAAAGCAAAUAUCCUUACCACGGAACUUUAAAUUGCAAUACUUUCUGCCUAACAUCUUUAUGAGUCUCUUGCAGCUAAUAUUAGAGGGGCACGAAUUGUGAGCAUAUAUAGUUUGUUCGCCUUAUAGUAAAUAAUGUACAUACCAUGGGCUACAGAAUAUCUUGUUUUGUUU
This is a messenger RNA of Kickxella alabastrina, 350 nucleotides long. RefSeq lists its product as uncharacterized. Bases 100 to 279 code for a protein of 59 amino acids. The record is from RefSeq and is a predicted model, not a curated record. The transcript has a single exon. NCBI's taxonomy places the organism in Eukaryota, Fungi, Kickxellomycota, Kickxellomycetes, Kickxellales, Kickxellaceae.